GACUGUGAUGCCCGUGGAUUGCCUGCUCCACGCUCUCUCCCCGCCGCUUUUCUUCGGUCCCGCCCGUUGAUCCGUCCGCGUGCUGCGAAGCCCGCCUCACCAUGGAUGGCGCAAGCUACAACAUGGAUGUAGAUGACCUUUUUGGCGACUCGGAGCAUGUCAACAUACAGUCGAUUAAUACAACGCCUCCCGUCAAGGGCCUCGAUGCCCGCAUCGACGAGCUGGGCUCGAGCGGCUGUUGCCAAAAGAUUUCGUGGUCAAAGAAUGGCUGUGUCGCAUACAUAAGCCCAGACGGCUAUUCUGUCAACCUCAACAUAUUCUCACGUCAUCCUGAAACGGGCAAGUGGGAUCUCCGCAGGAACGUCCCGCUCGACCUGCCACAAGGCCGCGAUGUGUUCCCAUUGACGCACUUGUCAUGGAGCCAUCUGGGCAACGAUCUCGCCGUCACCGACGAGGCCGGCCGCGUCAUGGUCUUUUCCUGCGCCAUGGCCCUGGACCGCAUGCAUUUCACCAGAGCAGAAAUCGCCCAUCCCGAGUCCGAAGCAGAUGCUGUCGUUGGCAUGCAUUGGCUGGCAAUCCUGCCAUAUGCACAAAAGAAUCUGAUCGCUUGGUCGGCGGCGCGAGAAGGGAACAAGUGGAAGUGGAACAUCAGACAGCACUUGUUCAACAACGCCCAUCACCCAGUCGACGGCAAAGCGUCACUCAUCUACCUGAAGAGGUACGGUGAACUCAAACUCCGCUUCCAGCAAAACGACAACAACUGGCAAGAAGUAUCCGCCCAGCUGGGGCCCAUGGUGGCGACCAGAGAAGCCUUUACCCAUGCUGCUUUUGCCUCCAACAACGACAACAACCUUCUGCUAGCAGCAUACGAUGUCAAGAGACGCCUACACCUGUACCGUGUGGAAGCCAUUUGGAAUGUUCCAGCUGAUAAACGAAGCCAAAAUGCUGGUCCCUUUGAGAAGCCAACCAUUCACGUCUCACUCCUCGCUCUAGAAGAUGCUUGCAAUCCUGUUGACAUGAUCAAUGACGACCUAAGUAAUGGUACAUCAUCAAAAGGGCCUGCUGCUGCCGCUCAACUGACGCAUUUGAAUUUCCUUCCUGUCACACCUCAACAAGACGACGGCUCUGUGCCUACAAUCCAGGCCAUAUUUAGCAAGCCACCAAACCCCAUUUCAUAUGACAUGAACCCACAAGAAACACGCUAUAGUACCAUUGUCAAGUGGGAGGUCCAUCAAGAACAGCAGAACCAGCUGCACCCGGGCCUCGACCACGUCACUUCCAAGAAAAAGAGCGUUGGUUCAAUACCUGCCCAGACCACAUAUCUGCUCAAGCGACAGCCAGAUUUCUCGCUUCACGCAGUCGUCUUGGAGUUUUAUCCCAUCUGGUAUAACAUGCUGCUAGCCUUUUGCUAUAGCGAUGGCUCCAUUGAGUUCAGGAAACGAUCUACAAUGGAGAUUAUCAUGCCAGAUGAUAACACAGAACAUGUAACUUCGCUGCUGCAGGCUGGCUUCAUCUUCCAGCAUGCUGAACCCUCACUCCAUGUUGCAUUCUCUCCCAACCACUGCAUGGCUGUGGGUCUGCAAUUAGACGGCACAGUGAAGCUCCGCUCGAUGGAAUAUUCGCACGGCACACUAUCUACAGAUGACGAAGACCCGCGCCAUUCUGCUGCACUUGCAGCACUCAUUCUUCAGUCAUCCUCGGCUGCCAACCAAUACUUCUCCAGCGACGACAUCUUCGCAAUCGUCGGGUCAAUGAGCGACAAGCGAAAGCAUGACUUCAUCAACCUGCUAUUUGAAGGACUGCAGGUGAACAUCGACUGCGGAAUCGACGACUCAUCUACAAAUCAUUUCAUCUUACUAGGACGGUCGCCGUUCUUUGUGAAGAGCCUCUCGGCAAUGCAUCUCCUUGGACUGCACGGCAACAUCGACCGCACCCUGAGCAGCAAAAUAGCGUGGCAGAUACUCAACAUCAAAUAUGUCACGCAGAUCCUCACCACCAUUGUCCGCAUGCACGGCGACGUGGGAAAGACGAACCUUAGGCCCGAGGCUGUGCCACAGAUGAUUGGCACCAUUCGAUGGACGAUGCAUUUCAUGGCCUACACGCUCGACGAGCUCUUCUCCCUCGGCCGCGCCCUAUCCGACAUACCAGCCGCCGAGCUGACGCGCGAAGUGCUCGAGAACAAGAUCAGGGAGAUGAACAAGCCUGCCGUGCUCAUCCUGCUUUCGGCCUUCCCCCGCGCCAUGAUGAAGCUCUGGGCGCAGCCCAUCCAAUGGGUCAAGCGCAGCGCCGAAGCCCACGCCAACAACCCCAAUGCGCCCAUCCAGUCGCCCGAGUCCAAGAAACUCUACACGCCUCUGCUCUCGGCCGUCACCGAACUCCCCUUUGAGUGGCGCUGGUUCGAAGUCCUCAUCAGCGAAACCCUCAACCACGUCCGCGGCAUCUACAAGCAGCGCAACCUCAACGACGCCCAGCGCAACCUCGUCGAGCGCGAGAUCCUCCUCGGGAGAGUCCCCGACAUCCUCUUUCCAGUCGCAAAGCGCCUCGUCACCGACACCCUGUGGAACAGCAACCAGCAAAACGGCUGUCUGGCCGACAAACUCGACAUGGGCAAGCUCAUGUUCUUCGACACGACGUGGCUGGGCUUCCAUGCCUCGAGGCGCGCGCAGAUCUGGCACGAUAGCCACGUCGUCGAUGUGUGUCAGAAGAUGAUUAUUCGCGGCGUGGGCACCUGGGUCCACCCAGUCAGCACGGGGCCCGGCCAGCACAUGGGCAGUCGCAACCGCAGCGAUAGCAUUCAGAGUACCGGCGGUGCGCAUCCAGACGCCAACGGAGAGCGGAAGAGGAAGAACAUGCUUAGGCAGUGUGUGCGGUGUGGCGCGUGUAUGGAGGAUGUCGUCCCGGGCCUGCUGGGCUACACCAUACACCACUACCAGUGGCUGGUGGGCGUGAGCAAGCACUGUGUCUGUGGAAACAGUUGGAUGCUCGCUGAAACAAAGCCCACGGCCAAAUAA
Exserohilum turcica Et28A is the source of this 3011-nucleotide messenger RNA. RefSeq lists its product as uncharacterized. The coding region runs from base 102 to 3011 and encodes 969 amino acids. The record is from RefSeq and is a predicted model, not a curated record. Gene Ontology annotation, biological process: positive regulation of DNA-templated transcription. Lineage: Eukaryota; Fungi; Ascomycota; Dothideomycetes; Pleosporales; Pleosporaceae. Gene Ontology annotation, cellular component: mediator complex. The transcript has 4 exons.